GAAGGAAGGUGGACAUGGGCCCUCCCAGACAAGAUAUAGUGAACUAUCCUGUGGCUGCAGUUGACUGCUCUGGGAGUCACCUGGGGCCAGUGUUUACUAGGGUUUAGCCAGGGCCAGUGAACAGGCAUCCAUGCUUUGCAGUGAAAUGCCACGCAGGCAGAGAGUGACAGGCAGUCAGUAGGAGCUGAGCUUUUCCCCCUUGGACGUCUGUUUCCUGCUAGGUUCAGGAGGGGGGGACUGGCUGCUGGUGGUGGUGGUGCUGCUGCUGUUGCUGUCUGAAUUCUUUCUCCACUCCAGGUAAGCAGACUCAGAGGGAGGGCACGCUGCAAAGCACGCCUUUGUACGAUGAACAAGAUCCGAAAGUUUUUCCGAGGAAGUGGGAGAGUCUUGGCAUUUAUAUUUGUAGCUUCUGUCAUCUGGCUACUCUUUGACAUGGCAGCUCUCCGCCUCUCAUUCAGUGAGAUCAGCACUGGGAUACUUAAAGAAAACAUCAGGAGGAGGGAGCAGACAGGGAUCAGAGUCCAGCCAGACCAAAUGAAGAUCCUUUACAACAACAUUCCAGGAAUGAGGCUGCCCCGGAAUGGAGUUUGGGGAAAGGAGAACUUUAGAAAGGCAGAGGACCAUGCAUUCAAGGUUGACGAGCAUAUGGACCAAGUCCAGAGGAGAGGGAAAAUGCAGAUCCCCUUGGGAAGGGGAAAAGCUGUACCUUUGUGGCACGCUGCACAUCUGCGAACCCUCCCAGAGCCUCUUACUGUACAGAAGACAGAUGGGAGAGACAGCAAACCUAAAGCCUCCUCCCAGCACAUGACUCCUAAGCAAACAACAGUUUCAUCACAGAGGACCCCAUCUGCGGCAUCAAGAGGAACGUUACUGACCAAUAUAUCAGUACACACAGAAGCCUUUACUACAAAACAAGAGGCCCCAGAGAAUCACACUCUCAGCAGGCAGGCAUCAAAGCAAACAUCUGAAAGGACCCUGAAUGUGACCAUCAGGGUCAGGACUGACAGCUCAAAGCAGCAGUCACAGACAGUAACAAAAUCGAAGACACACUUUGCCAACUCGCCAAUCCUGAAAUCUGGGGAAGACAUAGCCAUAAAGAAAACUGAGGCUCAGGGCAAAGAACUAAAACACAAAGCCCAUAAAGUGUUACCUCUUUUUAAGUUUAUUGCUGAUACAAGUCGUUUAAAGAAGCAAUCUAUGAAUGAGACACAGUUGGGAGGCUUGCCAGAAGAUGAUGGCGCCAAAGUGGCACCAGGGAAGAAACUUAAUAUUUCAGAAAGCCAGGUUGUGGUUAUAACCAAAGAGGAGGACCUGAGAACAGAUACCAAAGAGGGACCUGAUUCUAAAACCCAAACUAUCGUCCCUAAAUUACUGGGUGGAAGCCAAGAGAAACACUUCCCCAGAAAUCAAAGCGAGACAUCUUCCUCUCUGCUAGCUCCACAGAGAGCAGUGUCUCAAGCCAAGCUAUCCUUAGCAGGGGGACUCCAUUCAGGAAGAAGAAACUUGACUGCCAAGGCCCAGACUGUGCAAUACCAUCAAAACCACACAAAUACCCCUGAAAACUCUGGAAGGCAUCGUGUACUGAGAAUAGAUGUGACCCUUUCUCCAAGGGAUCCCAAUGCUCCGGGUCAGUUUGGGCGCCCAGUGGUUGUUCCGCCUGGAAAGAAGAAGGAGGCAGAACGAAGAUGGAAAGAAGGAAACUUCAAUGUCUACCUUAGUGACCUGAUUCCAGUGGACAGAGCCAUUGAAGACACAAGGCCUGUGGGGUGUGCAGAGCAGCUGGUUCACAAUGACCUCCCCACCACCAGCAUCAUCAUGUGCUUUGUAGAUGAGGUGUGGUCCGCUCUCCUGAGGUCCGUGCACAGCGUCCUCAAUCGCUCCCCUCCACAUCUCAUCAAGGAGAUUCUGCUGGUGGAUGACUUCAGCACCAAAGACUACCUAAAAGCUGAUUUGGAUAAAUACAUGUCUCAGUUUCCAAAAGUGCGGAUUCUUCGCCUCAAAGAGAGACACGGCUUGAUCAGAGCGAGGCUGGCAGGGGCACAGAAUGCAACAGGGGAUGUGCUGACAUUCCUAGACUCUCAUGUGGAAUGCAAUGUGGGCUGGCUGGAACCGCUUCUGGAAAGAGUUUACUUAAAUAGGAAAAAAGUGGCCUGCCCAGUAAUUGAAGUCAUCAAUGACAAGGACAUGAGUUACAUGACAGUGGACAACUUCCAAAGAGGUGUCUUCACGUGGCCCAUGAACUUUGGCUGGAGAACAAUUCCUCCAGAUGUUGUUGCAAAAAGCGGGAUUAAAGAAACUGACGUGAUAAGGUGCCCAGUCAUGGCAGGUGGAUUAUUUUCCAUUGAUAAAAGUUACUUUUAUGAACUUGGAACUUAUGACCCUGGUCUUGAUGUUUGGGGAGGAGAAAAUAUGGAGCUGUCAUUCAAGGUCUGGAUGUGUGGUGGUGAAAUCGAGAUUGUUCCCUGUUCCAGAGUGGGCCACAUCUUCCGAAACGACAAUCCGUACUCCUUCCCCAAAGACCGCAUGAAGACGGUGGAGCGGAACCUGGUGCGGGUGGCUGAGGUCUGGCUGGAUGAGUACAAGGACCUCUUCUACGGCCACGGGGAUCACCUCAUAGACCAAGGGUUGGAUGUGGGCAACCUGACCCAGCAAAGGGAGUUGCGGAAGAAGCUGAAGUGCAAAGGUUUCAAGUGGUACUUGGACAAUGUCUUCCCUGACCUGAAGGCACCCGUUGUGAGAGCUAGUGGUGUGCUUGUGAAUGUGGCCUUGGGCAAGUGCAUUUCCGUUGAAAACACCACAGCCAUGCUGGAAGACUGUGAUGGGAGCAGCCAGCGUCAACAAUUCAAUUACACCUGGGUAAGACUGAUUAAACAUGGACAGAGGUGCCUGGCGCCCGGCACUGAUAAGGGACCCCUGAGACUCCAGCCAUGUGAUAACAGAAACACCAGCCUCAAGUGGCUGCACAAAUCUGCAUCGGGCUUUCAUCCAGAACUGGUGGAUCACAUUGUCUUUGAAAACUAUCAGCAGUUGCUAUGCAUGGAAGGAAAUGCUUCUCAGAAGACCCUGACAGUGGCCACUUGUAACCCAAUGGAACCAUAUCAAAAGUGGAAAUUUGAACAAUACUAUGAAGGCUAAAGAAAGAUGGUUUAUCUAGUUAACCCUCCAGAUUAUCUGUGAAAAUGAGACUAAAGUUGGUGACUGUAUUUCUUUCCAUGGUAUUUUAAGUUUUCCAUUUUAAUAGCAUUUAAAUGGAAGGUUAUUUUUUUAAAGUACCAAAUGAUAACUCAGGGAAACAGGUCACCAUUGGACUGGAAUUCUUCAGCUCUAGGUGGCCUUUGGAUGUGUCUGUGCCUGCCCAGUGCUGUAGUGCAUACUCCACGUCUUCCUCACGCACUCUGACAGGUAACCAGAACCUGUAGGUUACCUACAAUGAUGUCAAAACCAUGACUGCUGUUGAGCAGUUAUUCUUGCCCAUGAGUAGUGUUAAAACCAACCGGAUUCUGCUUUCAUCAAAUACAUCUUCACAGAUUCUCACAGCUGGAAGACUCAGCUAGCUGCACAGAGACACUGUCCUACUGAGAUAUCACCAUGUUUACCUGACAGUGUAUAGUAGUACUGCUCAACCCCAGGAUCCUGUUGUGAGAAGCAGCGGGCUGUGUUCCCACCCAGCUCCCACACGGCUAGCUUUACCCGAAAUAAUUAUACAGAAACUAUAUUCCUUUAAACACUGCCUGGCCCAUUAGUUCCAGCCUCUUAUUGGCUAACUCUCACUUCUUGAUAAACCCAUUUCUAAUAAUGUGUGUAGCAUUAAGAGGUGGUGGCUUUCCGGAAGAUCUUAACCUGCAUCCAUCUUGGAGAGGAGAGUUAUGGUGACUGCCUGACUCGGCUUCUUUCUCCCAGCAUUCUGUUCUGUCUACUCCGCCUACCUAAUUUUCUGUCCUAUCAGGGCCAAGGCAGUUUCUUUAUUAACCAAUGAAAACAACAGAUAAGACGGAUGACCCUCCUCUAUCAGGAUCCUUCCUAAUGGUGAGGUUGAACUGGAUGACCAGGAAGUUUUCUUCUAAAUCUGAAGCAGUAGGGGAAAAAAACAAGUGAAAAGGAAGAAGACUUAAUGUAAUCAAUUCUGUGUAUUCUUUCAGUUCGUUUUGUGCUUUUUAGCAAUACUAUAUUUUUAAAAAGCUGGUCAUAGCAGCGA
Microtus oregoni (creeping vole) is the source of this 4195-nucleotide messenger RNA. RefSeq names its product polypeptide N-acetylgalactosaminyltransferase 5 (gene Galnt5). The transcript is spliced from 10 exons. The coding region runs from base 346 to 3135 and encodes 929 amino acids. The record is from RefSeq and is a predicted model, not a curated record. Lineage: Eukaryota; Metazoa; Chordata; Mammalia; Rodentia; Cricetidae. Gene Ontology annotation, cellular component: Golgi apparatus.